UUGCGUCCUCACCCGUCUGACAAAAUCCGUAUUUAUUUGUGCCACGCAAGCGGGUGGCCUGGACACGGUGUUCUGUGUCGCAGAAGUGGCCGUGCACCAAGUGAAAUACUUGUUGCUAUAGCAACAGUUCUUUUUUAUUGAUACCAGAAUAAACAGGAAUGCAAGCUGCCUCACUUGUUGGCACAUUUUGGGGGCCUCCCAUCCCUGGGGGUUUAAGAACCGCCCUGUGGAGGCGGCCCUCCAUGCUAGCCUGGGACUUCCCUGUGGAGUGAGGAAGGCAGAAACACCUCUCCUGACUUGGCUCCCUGAGGACUCGGCCUGAGAACCUCGAUGUACUCUGAGAUCCAGCGGGAGCGGGCAGACAUCGGGGACCUAAUGUCCCGGCCUGAUUACAGAGAGUGGAACCCAGAGCUCAUCAAGCCCAAGAAGCUGCUGAACCCCGUGAAGGCAUCGCGGAGUCACCAGGAGCUGCACCGAGAGCUGCUCAUGAACCACAGAAGGGGCCUGGGUGUGGACAGCAAGCCCGAGCUGCAGCGGGUGCUGGAGCACCGCCGACGGAACCAGCUCAUCAAGAAGAAGAAGGAGGAGCAGGAGGCCAAGCGGCUGCAGUGCCCCUUCGAGCAGGAGCUGCUGAGAAGGCAGCAGAGGCUGAACCAGCUGGAAAAACCACCGGAACAGGAAGAGGAGCAUCCGCCCGAGUUUAUUAAAGUCAAGGAAAACCUGCGGAGGAUUGCCACGCUAACCAGCGAAGAGCGGGCCCUGUAGAACGAUGGCUGGGCCCUGCAGCCUCGGGCAUCCGGUGGCGGUCACACCAGCUCCCCGGAGAACGCCAGCACAGAGCCU
Ochotona princeps (American pika) is the source of this 843-nucleotide messenger RNA. RefSeq names its product family with sequence similarity 107 member A (gene FAM107A). The record is from RefSeq and is a predicted model, not a curated record. Gene Ontology annotation, biological process: actin filament bundle assembly; actin filament polymerization; regulation of actin cytoskeleton organization. NCBI's taxonomy places the organism in Eukaryota, Metazoa, Chordata, Mammalia, Lagomorpha, Ochotonidae. The transcript has 4 exons. The coding region runs from base 331 to 765 and encodes 144 amino acids. Gene Ontology annotation, cellular component: neuron projection; synapse; stress fiber.